This is a messenger RNA of Leptosia nina, 1626 nucleotides long. Lineage: Eukaryota; Metazoa; Arthropoda; Insecta; Lepidoptera; Pieridae. The record is from the annotation of a GenBank genome assembly.
AUGUUGCAACUUUUAUUAUCAUUCACGUGUAUUGCUCUCGGAGUCGGAAUGUCUAUAGUGAAUCCGGGACCGAAAUUUCCACCAACCAAGGGAGAAGUUUGGCCUAAACCCCAGGAAGAAACAAAGGAAGCGGCCUAUCUUACAUUUAACCCUUCGCAUUUUACUGUUAAGCUACUUGGCGAGAACUGCACGAUCCUAGCCAACGCAAUACAGCGCUACUCGUACAUAAUCAAGAACAAGAGCGGCCUACACCGCCAACGGCCCCACGAGCGGCGUAAGCGCAGGAAUGGUGCGCACAGACAUGACGAAAACUACGAAGGCGCUGUUGAGGAGUUGCAGAUCGAUCUCACCGCACCCUGCGAGGACUACCCACACUUCGAAAUGAAUGAAGAAUACAAGCUGAACGUUUCAACAAUAUCGGCACUCAGCAGUCCGUCAAUUUGGGGAAUAGUGCGAGGUCUGGAGACGUUCUCACAACUUUUUUACCUCUCCGAUGAUCGAAAUGAACUUCGCGUGAACAAGACGAGAAUAAACGACUUCCCCCAAUAUUCGCACCGUGGUCUUUUGCUCGACACUUCGCGCCAUUAUAUUUCUGUAUCCAACAUCCUGAAGACCCUGGAUGCGAUGGCGUAUAAUAAGAUGAACGUGUUUCACUGGCAUAUUGUGGACGACCAGAGCUUCCCGUAUCAGAGUGAACGGUUUCCUGAGUUGAGUCAGCAAGGCGCUUACGACUCUUCGAUGGUGUAUACCAAAGAAGACAUCCAGCGAGUGAUUGAGUACGCCCGAGACCGUGGGAUCCGCGUUAUCCCCGAGUUUGAUGUUCCUGGACACACCCGUUCCUGGGGAAACGCAUACCCGAGCGUACUAACAGAGUGCUACAGACAGGAUAAAGUGGUGGGUCUUGGUCCCAUGGAUCCCACGAAGAACAUUACUUACAAGCUCUUGCGGGACUUAUUCCAAGAGGUGCAGACGUGGUUCCCAGAGAAAUACUUCCACAUUGGUGGCGAUGAGGUCGAGCUGGAUUGCUGGCGCUCGAAUCCAGAGCUCCGCGAGUACAUGGACAAGCACAACCUGACGGUUCCAGAACUUCACGCACUCUUCAUGCAAAACGCAAUUCCUCUUCUCGCUAACGACUCUGAGGUGGUCGUCUGGCAGGAAGUUUUUGACGAGAGAGUGCCGCUAUCAAAGGAUACGUUGAUCCAAGUUUGGAAGGGAAGUUGGAUAAGCGAAAUGGUCACGGUUUUGACAGCUGGACACCGGCUGAUCUUCUCGUCAACUUGGUAUCUGGACGCGUUGGGCAGCAAUUGGCCGGACUAUUACUGGGCAGACCCACGUCAGAUGGUCUAUGACGUCACCUCUAAUAGGACCCUACUCAACGGGGUCGUCGGAGGCGAAGCCUGCAUGUGGGGCGAGAUGGUGGAUGACAGGAACGUUCAGAGCAGGGUUUGGCCAAGAGCUAGCGCAGUAGCAGAGCGCCUGUGGAGUGCCAAUACUCUUGGUAGACGCUCCUUCUUUGACACCUUACCCUCUGAAGUGUAUCAUCGCAUGGAGGAGCACACCUGCCGCAUGAUUCGGCGAGGAGUCGAUGCGCAACCCCCCACUGGACCCGGUUUCUGCAUUCCUUAG